CUCCUGUCUCAACUGAAUCGAAAAAACCAGACACCGAUCUGUUGAAAUCUGACCUUACCGACUUCCUCUCGUUUAGGGUUUUCUGCCAUGGCUUUGGAGUGGGUAGUUCUAGGGUAUGCCGCAGGUGCGGAAGCGAUCAUGCUCCUUCUGUUAACCCUACCAGGUCUGGACCGUCUCCGGAAAGGUCUCAUCGCGGUGACCAGAAACCUACUGAAGCCAUUCCUGUCGGUGGUACCGUUCUGCUUGUUUCUGCUUAUGGAUAUUUACUGGAAGUACGAAACAAUGCCGAAAUGCGAGGGUGAAUCAUGUACUCCCACCGAGCAUCUUCGCCACCAAAAAUCCAUCAUGAAGAGCCAACGUAAUGCCCUCUUGAUCGCCGCUGCUCUCGUCUUCUACUGGCUUCUGUUCUCCGUCACCCAACUUGUUGUCCGCCUUGAGCAACUCAACCAACGCGUUGAGAAGUUGAAGAAUCAAGAUUGACUGCAGAAAGAUAAGCUUGGUUUACUU
This is a messenger RNA of Telopea speciosissima, 507 nucleotides long. RefSeq lists its product as uncharacterized. The coding region runs from base 88 to 480 and encodes 130 amino acids. The transcript has a single exon. The record is from RefSeq and is a predicted model, not a curated record. Gene Ontology annotation, cellular component: endoplasmic reticulum; endoplasmic reticulum membrane. NCBI's taxonomy places the organism in Eukaryota, Viridiplantae, Streptophyta, Magnoliopsida, Proteales, Proteaceae. Gene Ontology annotation, biological process: endoplasmic reticulum to Golgi vesicle-mediated transport; intracellular protein transport.